Galeopterus variegatus (Sunda flying lemur) is the source of this 330-nucleotide messenger RNA. Its product is annotated as keratin-associated protein 6-3-like. Gene Ontology annotation, biological process: keratinization. Bases 1 to 330 code for a protein of 109 amino acids. The record is from RefSeq and is a predicted model, not a curated record. The transcript has a single exon. NCBI's taxonomy places the organism in Eukaryota, Metazoa, Chordata, Mammalia, Dermoptera, Cynocephalidae.
AUGUGCGGCAGCUACUACAGAAACUACUAUGGCAGCCCUUGCUGUGGAUACGGUGGUUAUGGAGGCCUGGGCUAUGGCUACGGAGGCCUGGGCUGUGGCUACGGAGGCCUGGGCUGUGGCUAUGGAGGCCUGGGCUAUGGCUACAGAAGCCUGGGCUGUGGCUACGGAGGCCUGGGCUGUGGCUAUGGAGGCCUGGGCUGUGGCUAUGGAGGUCUGGGUUGUGGCUAUGGCUACCGCAGACCAGGCUGUGGUUAUGGAUAUGGAUCCCGCUCUCUCUGUGGCUAUGGAUGUGGCUCUGGCUAUGGCUCUGGCUUUCACUGCUGCUAUUGA